This is a messenger RNA of Penicillium malachiteum, 957 nucleotides long. RefSeq lists its product as uncharacterized. Lineage: Eukaryota; Fungi; Ascomycota; Eurotiomycetes; Eurotiales; Aspergillaceae. The coding region runs from base 1 to 957 and encodes 318 amino acids. The record is from RefSeq and is a predicted model, not a curated record. The transcript has a single exon.
AUGAGUACCAGUUAUGGGGGGACCAGCCUUGUGGUUUACUAUGGAUUAAAGGCAAGCCGGGUGCUAGAAGAGCUACUAGCAAGUGCUAUCAUAGCAUCGGCAACCCAUCAACAAGUGACUCUUUUUGUCAACGCUCUUGAUGAGGCCGAGGCUGAGUCUGCUCAACGGCUAGCAGACUAUUUCCAUCACCUGGUUAGCAAAGCCAAGGAAAAGAACGUGGCCCUUAAAGCCUGCUUCUCAUCUCGACACUAUCCUAUCAUAGGAAGUGACCAUGCUCUAGAGAUAAAUGUUGAAGACCACAAUCAAAAAGACAUCGCCUUGUAUAUCGAAGACAAGCUUAUUGGCAUGAAGGUCUAUACCGGCUCAACUAGACAAAUAACGAGAAGAGGAUUGGUGGAGGAAUUGACACAACAGGCCAACAGGGUGUUCCAAUGGGCUCGUCUUACAAUUCCCCUGAUCAAGCAGAAGAUUCUUGAAGGGGAAUCGAUUGAUGAGAUUCGUGAUUGGUUGCACGAUGUUCCAGCUGGCCUGGAAGAUGUGUAUGUGUAUAUUCUGAACAACGUGAUUGCAGACGGGAAUCGGGACCAGUCGUUCCUAUUCUUUCAAUGGUUAUGUCUGGCUGAGCGACUACUGACCGUGACGGAAAUGCGAUAUGCAUUAGGCGCUAAGGAUUCUGAAAAAGCGCUUUGUCGAAGUCUAUGGGAGAAGAUUCAUGGCUUUAUCGAGGAUGAUGAGCGUAUGAAGCAAAGAAUAAAGGCUCUCGCCGGUGGAUUAGCCAAAGUAGUCUCAAAUGGCCCCAAACAGCAUCAAGAGACUAUACAAGUAGUCCACCAAUCAGUCAAUGAUUUCUUACGCACAAAAAGACUGGCCCUUUUGUCGUCCUAUACUACCAGUGCUAGUGAUCCAUUGAUUGAUACGGAUAAAAUUAUCUCUUGGUGCCAGGGAACUCUCUACUGA